Molecule: messenger RNA, 2735 nt
Organism: Scheffersomyces amazonensis
Lineage: Eukaryota; Fungi; Ascomycota; Pichiomycetes; Serinales; Debaryomycetaceae
Exons: 1
Coding region: 126-2591 (821 amino acids)
Biological process (GO): positive regulation of autophagy; TORC1 signaling; cellular response to amino acid starvation
Cellular component (GO): GATOR1 complex
Source: RefSeq, a predicted model, not a curated record
AUAGUAAAAUAUAGUAAAAUAUAGUAAAAUAUAUAUGGUAUGCUCGGCCGCACUAUAAUAAAUGCUUCGGCCGCACAAAACCUCCAGUAUCUGAUAACCAUACUAACAGAGACGACUCUACCACCAUGAGUUUCAAUCUACCGAACCCUAGCUUAGUAGGUAUACUUCUUAUCAUAUCUACUCAUAGUGGACCCCAAUUAAUUUAUCAGUAUCCCGAGAAUUUAUCCAAGGACGACAAGAACACUAACACCACCAACGAUAUCGAUAAUAGCUCCGAUGAGGAAUUGGCAGACUACGAUGACUCAGUCGUAGUGGAUGCUGAAGGAGAUGAGUCAGAAUAUACUCAUGGUAAUACUCAUGGAAGUUUACCAGCUUUACACCAUCAACAACUCCCACAACAACAGCAAUCAGAUAAUUCGGCCAUCUACUUCAAUGAUCCGAAUGCUGAUAAUCUCGGAUCCGAGUACAAAUCCGGCAAUUACCUCUACUAUCAAUGGGAUGCCGAUAACUUGAAUUUUCAUAUGCAUAAUACAAAGGAUAUUCUUACGUUUCUCGAUGAAUUGGAACAGAAGCGAGAUGAAAAGUUUAAGAAGAGCCAGACGCCAACUAAAGCCGCAGUCAAUCCCAAAGUUCGAGCCCAGCAGGCAUUGACCAAGACGGAAUCCAAUGUUCCUAGUAUUCCAUCUACUGCCAAUACUUCAUUAGCAGCUGGUGGUAAUACCAAUUCUAUCUUUGGAAUUGAACCUAGCUAUAUUUGUGAGAUGUUGGCACCUCCCAAGAGUAUGUGCAACACUCGAUUCGAAGUUAUGAUAGAUAACAAAUUGUUUCUUGGACUACCAAUUCAUCGGUAUGAUAAUGGAAAGUGGCGGAUGAAGGAGUCUCAUCCGAAGAAACAUCGGAAUAAGAAGGACAAGGACAAGGACAUUGAUAACGAUCAGAACGAGAAUGAUACCAAUGGAGAUCAAGACAUGCCCAAGUCGAAGCUCAAUAUGAAUAUGUUCCACUUGGUAUUCAUUAUGAAUCCACCCAUCAUCGAACACAACUACAGAAUUGAUGAGAUGUUCCAUUUUGUCAUUUCUAAAUUGACAUUGGUGCUCCGUUACGAACAGCUGAAGUCAGAGUUCAUUUCGUCUGAGAUACGAUCUAUCUUAAACAUUAAGGAACAGUAUAAGGAUAUGAGUAGUGAGACUCUAUCCAGUCAAUUGUUAUCUAAAUCAUCUCUCUGUAGAAUGAUCCAUGAUUGCUAUGAUGCCAUCUCUCAAUCGAAGAUUGCCAACUUAUCUAUCAACAAUAAGUUGCGAUCAUUCCAGAUCCCCAUUAAGACAGAAUUCCAUUCGUUACCGGAAUCUUCAGUACCAUUUAUUCCAGGCUCACAUCUCUCAUCAACUGUCAAUUUACUUGGUAAUACAGGACUUAUCAGUAUAGGAGAAACUACAAGGUAUGGGAGUCAGUAUAAUAGUUUUAAUAAUCAAGCCAAUCCCAGUCUGCAACAACAACUGCAACUGCAACCUCAACAAGAGGAAGAUGAUGAAACAGAUGCUAGUGAAGAUGUAAUCUAUUUUGCCUUAAUCUUAUUAGAUGACCCUGAAUCUAUAAUAAGAGAUAUUAAAACAGAACCUCAGAGUCCAUUAGCCAAUUUCAUACGGAUGAUAAAUCCAACAGAAUCACUCAUAAAGUUAUCCCUUCGGAAUUCCAAUUCGUUGGAUAUCCUUCAGAUCAAAUCAUUUGCAUUCCAUUUAAUCUAUUGGCGUCGAGCUCGAGUCAUUCAACCACUUAGUACAAGAGCUGCCUAUAUAGUUAGUCCUAUGGCACCUAUAACCAUUAAUUUAUUUGAAGAUAUUGCUAAAUUUAAGAAGCUCUUCCCCACAUUACCAGCUUUACCUCAAUUCCUUCAAUUAUUAAGUCCUCAAUCUAAAAAGCCCACUCAAUUUGCUGCCAUAAUCCCAUCUAAGGAUCAUCGUGAUAUCUACUUAGAAGCUCUAGGCUGGUUGGUACGAUACGGAUAUGUGACACAGCUUCAAACGUUUAUUUGGCUCAAGAUCUCUCGUAAGAUAAAGAUCAAAGUAGAUGAAGAUUUAGAGAAUGAGAGUUCUGAUAAGAAACGUUCAAGUAUAUCCAGUUUGAAGGCCACUAAGAGUGGGAAUGGAAAUGGGAAUGUGAUUAGUGGUACGGAUAAUACUUCCAAGACUAAUACUAAUCCUGAUAAUUCCAAAAGUGAUCCUAGUAAGGGAAUUACUAAUGAUAUCACUAAAACUACAGAUACAUCAUCUAAGGAAAUUGAUAUAAUUAAGGAAAGACUCCAAUCUAGUUAUUUAGGGGGACCUAAAGUGAUCUUAGAGGAUGAAGAUGAUACUAUCAUUCUUGAUCCUGGUAGAGCUACUACACUUGAAAGAAGAUGGAUUAAUAAAAUUGUUCAUGAUGAGUGUCAAUUGUCACCAGAAUUGAUUAAGAUCUUUUAUAAACUUGUUAAGUAUAUGAAUGGUAAGAGCCCCCUUGAGUUGUUGUUGCUUAAGGAGAAUAUUUCACGGGCUGAGUUGCGUAAGUUACUCUUUGCCAUAGAGGAUCAUAUAAUCUCCGUUAGGCAUUGGUAGGUAUAGGUCCAGUAGCAUAGUGUAGUAUAAUAUUAUAAUAAUAGCUGCCGAUAGAAUGUAUAUAGUUAAGAUUCACUCUAAGAUAUUCUCACUAAGUACUGCACUCUUGUAAGUACACCGUAUACUCAUAAUAUACACCAUCAU